Messenger RNA from Auanema sp. JU1783, 2007 nucleotides. Lineage: Eukaryota; Metazoa; Nematoda; Chromadorea; Rhabditida; Rhabditidae. The record is from the annotation of a GenBank genome assembly.
AUGACAUCCACGUUGGUUGAAACGGUGAAUAUCAACUUUGAUGAUUUCUCAGAGAAUUUUUUAACUUGCUCAACUUGCCUUCACGUUUUUGAUCAGGAAACGAGAAAGGCAAAACUAUUGCCAUGUUCACAUUCAGUGUGUCAGUCUUGCCUUCAACAAAUUGUUUGUUUGCCACCUAAUGAUGGCGUUAGUUUACGGUGUCCAUUGUGCCGCGAUAACUGUAUUUUACCUAACGGAGGUGUAAAUGCACUACCGCCUGCCUUUUUAAUAAAUCAGUUGUUAGAUGUUAUGCAGAGACAGAGAAAAGAGUUUGUUCCAUCUUGCCCUAAUCAUCCGCAAGAACAGUUAUUGUACUGUGAGUGUUGUGAUUUAGUUUUCUGUCAUCAUUGUAACACGUCUGUAAUUAAUAAGAAAUGUACUCAACAUGCUGUGUUACCAUUGUCAAUAGCUUUAAAGCGAAUGUCAGAAAUUGUAGUGUACCGUGCAAAGGGUCGUCUUCGCGCGUUAGAUUUAGCUCGCGUUGCUGUCGAUGAAGAGAUUAGUUUAUUAGACCAAAAUGUCGACAAGAUUGUUGAUCAAAUCAACGCUACGUUUCAGGAAGUAUCUAAUAUUGUUGAAAUACGCCGAAGAGAGUUGAUUGAAACAGUUCGAGUUACGCGAGACAAGAAACGCAAGGUUUUGAAAGACCAAAUUGAAAUGAUAUCAGAUGAAAAGAAGAAACUAGCUAAGGAGUUGGAUAGUUGCCAGGUUGAUGUUCGUACAAUGGGGAGACAGCUUCGUUCUUUCAACAGUAACUCUGACUUACAACUAUGCCAACCGCGAGAGAACGCAUUUUUACGUUUCAACACUAAUUCUAGUCAGCUUUUAUGCGAUAUUCACGAACGCCUGACAAGCUUUGGUACGAUUACUGCUUCAACUACAUUUCCUGGCGAAUCUCUAAUUGAGGAACCUGAACACUGUUCUGUGAACGUUGAAUCUAAACUUAUUGUCAGAACAUUCGAUGUUGAUGGCAAACCAUGUACCAGUGGUGGAGAUCCAUUAGAUGUGUCGAUUAAAUCAAAAUCUGGAGAAGAUGUCAGCGUAACCAUUAAUGAUCUAAAUGACGGUACAUACGAGAUUAGUUUCACCGUUUGCGAGCAUGGAUUAUACACUGCAGUAGUUAACAUAUUCGGGAGGCCCUUGAAAAAUAGUCCUCUGCCAAUUCAGAUAUAUUCCCGCCAUAAAGCCAAAUGGCAACUUAAUGCGGAGCUUCUUCAACCAACUAGAGUAUGUAUUGUGGAAAAUAUGUUCUAUGUUCUAGACACGGGUCAUUGUCAAGUGCGAGUUUUCAAGGAAAAUGGUGAUCUCAUUAACGAAAUAAGAGCCAAAUGCUUAGAAGGAAACUCAGCUGUAGGAAUGGUAGUACUAAACAGUGUAGAGUUGGUAAUUCUUAAUUGGCGAACGAAAACAUUGACAAAGCUAACCAACAAAGGCGAGGAAAUUCAGGCUGUAACAUUCUCAGAAUUCCAAGAGCCUAUCGAUCUAGCUUUAGAUAAAAAAGGAAGGUUCAUCAUUGCUGAUGAAAAUAAAGUGUUUGUUUUCGAUCCAUCGUUUCGCCCCCUGUUUAGUUUCCCUGCUAGAGAUAAAAGAAUAUCAGGAGUUAAAGCAGGACUUGAUGAUGACAUUCUAGUAUCUACCACAAUGGGCUUGCUUCUGUAUAGUUCUACAGGGAAGUUUUUAAGAAGCAUUGAGUUGGGACCAAAAAAUCACAGAGGAAAACUCAUGUCAACAUCAGCAACUGUGUGUCCAACGACUGGUGUAAUUAUAUCAGGAACAUUGGACAUAAAGUCUAAUAAAACCUAUCUAUCGAUAUGUUCUUACAAAGGAGUCUUCAACUUUUGGAUAGAAGCUUGUGAUACCCCGCUGCGAAGUAUUAGUUGCAUUACUUUAGGAAUUGGUAAACACCAGGGAACGUGCUUCAUUAUCGAUCACAUAACCAAUUGUAUGAAAAAGUUUAGGUAUAAGUAA